AUGCAAUGCGCUCUGCGCCACUGUUCCACGAAGCUGCCGUCGUCGGGGCAGCUGCAACAGUGCCCAACCUCUUCGGCGAGUGUGUGCGAUAAUGAUGUGGUCACGUACGCGCCGUGGGAGGUGCGGGCGAUGGUGCUGCCGCUCUUACCCACCGAAGUAGUAUUCACAGAGCACCGCGCUGCCACGCGAAAAGGCACGAGGGAGCUCUGGAAUCGGCCAGCCGACGUGCAGCAGCAACUCCCUCGAACUCUGCGGCAGUUUCUCGAACGUGAAUACCGCUCGAAAGAUCGUCCACAUGGCAGUCAGCCUUCAGUGGGGACACCGCAGUAUGGGGAGCAGUCUGCGUUGACGCAGUACAUGCUUUGCCACUUCCCUGAGGAGGUCGUGCUGCUGCCCAGCGGGCACCUGGCCCUGCGCGUGGCGCAUGCCCCUGUCACACCUUGCGAAGCGUCGACUUCUGGAGUGGGGGCUGCGCCGACAAGCAUCAAUAUACCGCUUGCUCGCACGGAUGCCGCAUUGCCCAGCACUGGGAGCACUGCUACACCUCUCGACGGCUCUAAAGCAGCAGGAUCUUUUCCAGCGGCCCCGGCACAGCAAGCCUCCGCUUCCAAUACAGUGCCACCUCCGCCGCAGCAUUCGCUAGGCUCGAGCGUCUCAAAGCCUCAUGCGUUGCGGUGCACCGCCGCGACACACGCGGACAGAACUGCGCCACCGCCUCCACCUACGCCACAGGGCAAUAGCUGGCGCUACAGCAGCGGUGGUAAAGCAGCAACUGUGGCCGGUGGUGGGCUGGUGGCGCCACGAGCUCGCUUUAGUGGUGCAGGUGUUUCCAAUGCGUCCCCAGGUCCCGCGGAUGCAGCGCCGGCAGAGGCGAGCGAGCCCGAGGCCGGCACUCCUGUACCUCUGCGGUCGACGCUGCAGGUAAUGGAGGCUCUUGUGCCGUAUAUCCCCACCUUUUACGUCUCCAUCGAGGCCAUUGAGCCCACGUUACCGAGGGAGAUACAACGAUUGUACACCGAGACCACCUUUCGCUUUUACCUGAAGCGGUUCCGGCACUACAUUGACAUGCGCCCUUCGCACAACUCACUGGAGAUUCGGCUGAGGCCGGAUUUUGACCAUCCGCAGCGCGGGUAUGCCGACGCGCGCUUCGCGGUUGGCAGCUUUAGCGGCGUGUACGGUAUGCAGAGCGGUGCGCAGCCGCUGCGCCGUCCACCGCGGAACUCAGAGGCGAAUUUGAUUGGCCUGGUGGCGCCGCAGGUGCCAAAGGAGUACACCGCGCUGGCGGACGUCCUGCAGGACAUUGCUCCCAUCAUCUCACGUCACCCCGCCUUCGAUCCCCGACUCGGGGUGACUGGGCUGCUCGGCAAAUACCCGGAGUACUUUCAAAUAUCGCAAGGAAAGCUGCGUGCGCGUCCUUACCGCGUCGCGCCCAACUCGCUCGACGACCGGGACGCCUCGACGUCUCCGUUGCCAAGCAUCUUCGCCAGGGUGCUGGCGGUCGUGACCGAGGCAGCGGCGGGGAAGGACUACGGCGCCGCGGAGGAGAAGGCGUCGGCGGCUGUGUCGACCGGCCGCCUUUACAGCCUCCUCACGGAGGCGGAGAAGACGCAGGUGAAGACGCAGUGCCGCUCCUUUCCGACGUUUCUGCGCAUGCAUGGCAAGGAGAUCGUCGUAUCAACGGAUAAGAUGAAGGUGUACAGGUUCUUUCCGGAGUAUGAGGCGUGCGUGGACACUCUGAUGGAUGAGCGGCUGCGGAUGAACUCGCUACGGCCGGACGAUCCGGUACUGAAGAUCCCGACAGAGAUAGCGCCGGAAUUGAACGCGGACUGGGCCGUGCGGGAGCUGUAUGAUGCGCUGCCUCUCAUGCAGUGCGCAGAGCUGGAUGAGGUGCUGAGCUUGGUCCCAACGGCGGUCCGCGAUGCCCUGCCGCGCGAUUUGGCAGCCGUGCAGGCUGUGUUGGACAGCUACCCCGAGUACUUCGCAACCUGGCCCUACCCUGACGACCCCUCCGUUAUCGUGGUGCAGCGCGCGAAAGUGGAGCAGCCCAACUUGGAGAAGGCGGACAUAGUGCAGAUGGUGCUGCCACUGAUCCCGCAAGGUGGGACGACGCUGGCGUCGCUGCGCACCCGCGUGCCGCUGGUGCUGCAGCGGCACUUCUCCCGCCACGGCACGGUGGCGACGCUUAGCGCCAUGACGGAUGUCUUUGCCAUCUCUGGCGACCGCAUUGUGAGGCUAGUGUAG
Messenger RNA from Leishmania major strain Friedlin, 2241 nucleotides. RefSeq lists its product as hypothetical. The transcript has a single exon. Bases 1 to 2241 code for a protein of 746 amino acids. The record is from RefSeq and is a predicted model, not a curated record. Lineage: Eukaryota; Euglenozoa; Kinetoplastea; Trypanosomatida; Trypanosomatidae.